AACAAUGACAACAUCUCAAAAUUCUCCUCCCAAAUAUUUACAAGAGGACCUAAGUGAAGAGUGUAAAAAAUUUCUCUCUACCCUACCUAAAGAAAAAGGAUGGAUGGAAUCAACUAUCUACAAUUUUCAAGGUUUUUGGUCAUCAUCAAGAGCAAUUCAAGGUGUGAUUGCAUGUCAACAACAAUUUCAAGCUCAAGAUAGUGAUAUCAUUCUCGUGACAUCUCCAAAAUCAGGAACUGUUUGGUUAAAAUCACUUUUAUUUGCAUUAGUGAAUCGAAAUAACCAUCCUAUUUUUGAAAAAGAUCACCCCUUACUUUUAAAAAACCCUCAUGAUCUCGUUUUGUUCUUGGAACUUGAUCUAUAUGUUGAUGGUCAAGUCCCUGAUUUUUCAUCGUUCACUUCACCUAGACUCUUGGCAACUCAUGUGCCCUUUGCUUCAUUGCCAAAAUCAGUUCAGACUUCAAGAACCAAACUUGUUUACUUAUGUAGGAAUCCAAGAGACACUUUUAUUUCUAUGUGGAAUUUUGCAAACAAUUUAAGACUUGAUAAUCACAAAGAUACCAAUUCCAUUGAAGACAAGUUUGAUCAUUUUUGUAAGGGUGCGAGUCUUUAUGGACCAUUUUGGAAUCAGGUGUUGGAUUAUUGGAAAGAAAGUAUAGAAAAUCCUGAUAAAGUAUUUUUCUUGAUGUAUGAAGAAAUUAAAAAGCAACCUAAAAUUCAGCUUAAACGUUUGGCUGAAUUCUUGGAAUGUCCAUUUUCCAUAGAGGAAGAAAAUUGUGGAGUUGUGGAUGAAAUAUUAAGAAUGUGUAGCUUUGAAAAUUUGAGGAAUUUGGAGGUGAAUACACAUGGGAAAAUGUCAGCUGGAGUGGCAAAUAAAAAUUUCUUUCGUCGAGGGGAAGUUGGAGAUUGGAAGAAUUAUUUUACUGUCGAGAUGAAUGAUAAACUCAAUCAUAUCAUUGAACAAAAGUUUCAAGGAUCUGGAUUAAAAUUUUCAUAUAUUUGAUUAGACAUUAAUAUGUUAUAAUGUGAAUUGAAUGUAGUUUAUUAUUUU
Molecule: messenger RNA, 1051 nt
Organism: Solanum stenotomum
Lineage: Eukaryota; Viridiplantae; Streptophyta; Magnoliopsida; Solanales; Solanaceae
Product: cytosolic sulfotransferase 12-like
Exons: 1
Coding region: 5-1003 (332 amino acids)
Biological process (GO): sulfation
Cellular component (GO): cytoplasm
Molecular function (GO): sulfotransferase activity
Source: RefSeq, a predicted model, not a curated record